UGAUAAUUUUACGUUGUUUUCGAAACAUAGAUAGUGUUGUUGAUAUUCCAUUAUGGAACUUUUGGAUUUGGGAGUUACCUUCAGCAGAGUACUUAAAAGCAUUGCGAAACUACCUACCUUUCUUCUUUAUGUGUAAAAUAAUCAACCACCUUAUAUUGAAGAAUAUCAAUUAGAUCUCCAUUAUCCUCACUCUUACAUCCUACUCCAGCUCUUUCUGUCCUCUCUACUAUCUUACUUCCUUUUCUGGGCAAUUCUUCUUCCUCUGAUUGAAUAACCCAUUUCAGAUUUCAUUCAAUUUGGAAAAACUACGCAUUUUAAUCCCUACAAGACUUUUGAUUUAUCUGUUUAUCCAUUAAAUUUAAGUCCUUUAUCUGUGAAAUUUAUUGAUCUUAGCAAUGGCAGGAAGCUCGUAUGAUAAAGUUGUAGCCGUGAUCAUGGUGGGUGGACCCACUAAAGGUACUCGAUUUAGGCCAUUGUCUUUGAAUAUACCAAAACCUCUUUUUCCAUUAGCUGGACAACCUAUGGUUCACCAUCCAAUUUCUGCUUGUAAAAGGAUUCCAAACCUAGCACAAAUCUACUUGGUUGGUUUUUAUGAAGAACGGGAAUUUGCAUUAUAUGUAUCUUCCAUUUCUAAUGCGCUGAGAGUUCCUGUCAGAUACUUGAGAGAAGAUAAACCUCAUGGUUCUGCAGGUGGGCUUUACAAUUUCAGGGAUAUAAUCAUGGAAGAUAGUCCAUCGCAAAUAUUCUUGUUGAAUUGUGAUGUUUGUUGUAGUUUCCCAUUGCCGGAGAUGCUUGAGGCUCACAAAAAGUAUGGAGGAAUGGGAACUAUAUUAGUUAGCAAGGUUUCUGCGGAGUCUGCCAAUCAGUUUGGUGAAUUGGUUGCUGAUCCUGUCACCAAUGAGGUUCUGCAUUACACUGAGAGGCCGGAAACCUUUGUUAGUGAUAGAAUAAAUUGUGGGGUCUAUGCUUUUACACCAGAUAUAUUUGCAGCCAUUCAAGGUGUCUCAAAGCAUAGGAAAGAUUCAGCUAAUUUGAGACGUGUAUCCAGCUUUGAAGCACUGCAAUCAGCUACAAAGAGUCUGCCCUCUGAUUUUGUGAGACUUGACCAAGACAUUUUGACUCCUCUCGCUGGAAAGAAGCAGUUGUAUACAUACGAGACCAUGGACUUCUGGGAGCAAAUCAAGACUCCCGGAAUGUCUCUGAAAUGUUCCGGUCUCUAUCUUAACCAAUUUCGGUUCACUUCCCCGCAUCUUUUGGCAAGUGGUGAUGGUACAAAAAAUGCAAACAUCAUUGGUGAUGUAUACAUCCAUCCCUCGGCUAAAAUAAAUCCCAGUGCUAAGAUCGGUCCAAAUGUUUCAAUCUCCGCUAAUGCUCGUGUUGGACCUGGUGCAAGGCUUAUCAACUGUAUUAUUCUAGAUGAUGUUGAAAUCAAGGAUAAUGCAGUUGUCAUCCAUUCAAUUGUUGGGUGGAAAUCUUCAAUUGGGAAAUGGUCCCGAAUCCAGGCGGAUGGAGAAUAUGGUGCGAAACUUGGAAUAACCAUUCUAGGAGAAUCCGUGACUGUAGAAGACGAAGUGGUGGUGAUCAAGAGCAUUGUGUUACCAAACAAGACGCUAAAUGUUAGUGUGCAAGAGGAGAUCAUAUUGUAGUCAAGUCAUUCUAAGAGCUACUUGAGUUUACCUCCCGACUACUUUUUGGUAUCGAUCUUCUUCAUUCAGUGUUCCGAUUACAAACAUAGCUGGUGCAUAUUUGUAUACGAGGAAUUCUUUCUUCCAAAGAGAAUAAUCAAAAUUUACCAUAUUUUCCUCA
Amaranthus tricolor (Joseph's coat) is the source of this 1806-nucleotide messenger RNA. RefSeq lists its product as uncharacterized. The coding region runs from base 396 to 1646 and encodes 416 amino acids. Gene Ontology annotation, cellular component: cytoplasm. Lineage: Eukaryota; Viridiplantae; Streptophyta; Magnoliopsida; Caryophyllales; Amaranthaceae. The transcript is spliced from 15 exons. Gene Ontology annotation, biological process: biosynthetic process. The record is from RefSeq and is a predicted model, not a curated record.